AUUCGCGGCGACUACCACUUCUUCUUCUCCCCCCUCGUACAGAUUUCUUGACUUCCUUCCGCCUUUUAUAUGGCACUCAAGGUGUCAUUUGAGCAUUUUAGCGUUUCAUUGACUCUUCACCAAAUAUUACGCGAGCUGUGGGUUACUGUAGUGGCGUGAGAAAGGUGAAAUUUCCGAUGAGCAAUGGGCAAUGAGAUGUGCGAGUCUUCUGCCUCGUAAGGUUAUUUCUCAUCACCCAGACGAGGGCGUGGGGGGUAAACUUUUUUAAUUACCAUUUUCCCGUGUUUCUAUUCUACGCGUCGCGGUGAAACAGAAUGCGGUGUACCCUGCAACAGACGACGUCUCUCAUACCAUUCGCGACAAACGAGUCCUUCCUAACAGCAGGCAGGUUCUCGUGAGUUUAGAGAAGCAUAAUCUGUCCGAGUAAAUUUAAUUAAUUUACGGGAAGAAAAGUGCUGAGAGAGAGAUCAGUUUUGUAAUGCUUAUACACGCAGUUUGUCCACAAUUUUCAACCAUAAAUUUUGUGAUGAUUCCAAAAGGUCGAAUGUACAUAUAUUUGCGUCGUUUAUAUUCCUCCCCACCAACGCUAAGGUUGUCUUCUUAUCAUCAUUCUGCCUGAAUGCGUUGAAUUGAUUUUUCUUUAGUGGAGGUAUGGGGUAUACACAUUGAGGUCGACAGGUAAUUCGAGGGGUGAUGAAAAGUGACAUCGAAAGAUGCUGGUAUCGGUCCUAUGGGGAUGUGUUUGAUGGCAUCAAAUGCGGAGUGAAUAAAGCGCGGAAUGGCUUCAUUGAGGAGUCGCUUUGUUCCAUCCACUGUGACAUUCUCUAAUCUCUCUCUCUGGCAUUGUAAUCAUCAUCCAUCUUAUCUAGCACGCUGAUUGCCCUUUCAUUCGGUAGAAAUUGGCGCGUUAUGUAUGCGAAGGUGAUUUAUACCUACCCAACAGCGUUAAAAAGCACUCCAAAAAAAACAGGAUUUUUCCACAAAGAAAAAUGUUUUUUUAGGCAAAAUUAAAUUAUUUUCCACGAGGAUAAAAUUAAAGGUAAAAAAAUUUGUUCAAGUUUUUUUUUCCCAUAAAAGAGUUUUCAUUUUAUCUAACAAAAAUCUACAUAAAGUCCUUCAUUUUAUACUCUUUAGAAUAAAUUUUUGGGGAUUGACGGUGUUUUGUUUCGUUGUAUAUAAUUGGCUUAGCUGCCUAUCAAUCGGGAGUGGCUUCAAAGUUCACCAUGACAAUCCCCUAGAGAUAAAGGAUCCCUUGCUAGGGUAACCAAGCGUGGUUGUUUCACCUGUAUUGGUUGCACGCUGCUAAAACACAACUUCAUAUGAAAAUACUCACAGUCAGUUCUUACACUCAGUCAUGUAAAAUCUUUUGCAAACGAGUAAAGAAAAUUGAAGAAGGUGAAACAACAGCUGCUCCUGACAUAUUGAUUAUUAUGAGACCUACACCAUUUCUUCACCCUCUCUCCUGUUUUCGCCAGUCGUCUGUAUUAUGAAGUUGGAGGCACCUUUCUCAGCAUUUUACUUCCAGGUGUUGGAAAUGUUUCGAGAGUCUCCCCCACGAAAGAGGAGAAAAAGUUUACGAUGGCAAUUGGUGAAGGCAGAUAAGUGGAUUCAAUUCAGGUUGAGCACGAUCAAUGAAACUCUUUUUAUACCAGGGAGGGUGCGAAAGAACACUAUACGUACUGCUUGAUUUUUUUUUCAACUCAGAAUUUCCACUGAGUUUCACUUCGAUGGCAAUUUAAUUUCAAUCUUUCCAGUGACUGCCGUUGAACAACAUCCCACAGUAAAGGUGUCGUGCGUCUUUUCAGGUUUUUUAAACUUUAAAUUCCUUAUUUUCAAGAGUGGGAGAGAGAGAGUUUAUAAAAUUGUCAGGAAUUUCUCAAUUCCUAACCCAUAUACAUAAAUUUAACUCUUCAAGAGAGGGGCGGUUUUUUUUUUAUGGAAAACAACUCAAUUUGAUGCGAUUAAAGCAAGUGCUUUUGAUAUGGCAAAAUUGGUGUGGCUUUUUGGUGGCCAAUUCCACUUUUGCUUACCUUUCAGCUUCCCUAUGGUUAUCGUGGGUGGCACAAAUUGUCAAUUCUGUUAAUGAACUUUUUUGCAAUUUCCUCCGCACACAUGUGACACAACUCCAACCCCUCAAUUCUGUGUGUAGUGUAUGUCGUUCUCAUAGGGCCAGGGCUACCCCAUGUGUUGCGCUUUCGCACCCAAACUCACCAAUUUAUAGGUGUCAAUGUGUUGUGAAUCAGAGUCGAAAUGGAUUCCAAAUGCCAUAUAAAUAUAUUUUUUUAUCGUUGUUCUUCUGGCAAUACAUAGUUAGCAAAAAAAAAAAAAAGAAUAAUAUUUCUUUUAAAAUAACAAAAUAUUCGAAAGUAUGAAAAAAUUAAGAGAAGUUUUUCUUAGGAUUCAGUGGGUUUUUUUUACCUAUGAUUCUUUGCUUCAAUGUUUAAUCCUUUUUAUGGCAAUCACCCAAAAAAUUAAAAAAAAAAAUAAUAAUAAGCAUUUCCUAAACAUUGGGCCUUAUUCAGCGACCAAGAAGCCCUUGAAAUUCGCUUGGUCGCUGAAUUAAGCUCAUUAUGUACUUUUAUUUUGUAGUAAAAGGUAAAACUCUCCAUACUAACUAAGUCUUGCGCUAAAGUUUUUUCUUUUUAAUUGAAGCCUAAAUUAUUUUAAACUAGGUCUAAGUUCCUCUAAAGUUAGGCUGAAGUUUUUUUUUAAGCUAGACCUAAAUUAUUUUAUUCUCUGACUAAGUUGUUUAAAACUAAACAUUAAGUAUUUUAUAAACAAAAUAUCAGCCCUACAUCCGUCUGAUCUUAAAGAACUUAGGCUUAGCCUAAAAAACUAUAGACUUUGCUACAUUGAAAAAAAAAAACUUAAAAUAGUAGCUUUAGAAACAUUUAUGUCUGACUUGAAACGAUUAAGCUGGAUGUUUUAGAGUGAAUUUCAUACAGAGAGUAUGAAAAUAAAAAAAAUGUUGAAUACGCUCCUGUUUAGGGCUCUCACCUUCAAACACGGAUGCUGACGAGAGAGUGCCAUAUGUAGAUUGCAAUUACAGACAAUUCGAUUCCUCUUUCCACUUUCGUGUCAAGGCAAGCUGGACGAUGAAGCGAAGAUGAAAGUGCUGUGUUGUGAAAAUGGGAAUUUCAGUUGAGGUGCAAGAUGACAAGCUGACGAUUGUUUCCUUCCUUGAUGAUGCUUCUUGGGGUGGGGCGGACAAGGCGAAUGGGGGUAUGAGAGAAGACUCUAACUGUGAUUUUCUUCAAGUGCCAAGGAUGGUUCAAGUACGUCAAAGUGGCUGGCUCAGUAUGGACUCAUCUUGCUCUCCCCUUACUCUCAUUCGGGAGAUGCCUUUAUUGUGACCAAAUAGCUCAAAAGUGGAGGUGAACAAGGCAACAGCAAAUACACACAAUUCCUGGAAGAUGAUCAAAUAGCUGAUUGCACCAUUUUAAUGAAAGAAGAAGAACAGAGAAAGGACACAUAGCUCAACCCAGUCAUCCAUGCCAGGAGAGAUUCUAAAUGUGGAGGGACACCCUUAAAUGUGGAACAUGGUCAAAUUGCCCAAAAAGCCCAAAUCUCCACCCUGCCUCCUUCCGCUCAAGAUAAUAAAAGAAAGUGAUCUGGAUAGAGAUCCAUCGUUGGCAUCGGGACUACACAAGGACAAUGACACAGCACCAUCUGCUGCCCCACACACGGAAUACUCCAUCAAUUGCCCCCAAUGCCACUUAGGGUUGCCAGGCUUUCAGGCAUGGAAGGAGCAUGUGGAAUGCGCCCAUCCGAUGGGUGAGAAAUCACCCCAUGAGGCCGGCUCACCCAACCAUCAACCGCCAAAUCAUCGGCACCACCACUCUGUGACACCUUCACCACCUCUGGCACUGGCCACUUCCUCCGCGUCGGCCACGGGUACCUCAAUGCUGCAAAAGACGCCACUCCUGACGUCAUCUGCGUCACCGUCGUCAGCGUCCAUUUCAGUGAAGAGUGAAGAAGGUGGUGGGCGUUCAACAAGUCCCAGUUCCUCACUCGAUGGGCCCCACGCAUGCGUCCAGUGCUCCGCCUCGUUUCAGAGUCGUGAUUUGCUCGAAAAACAUGAAUUGCUCCACUCACCGAAUGGAACUGUGAGCUGUAAGACUUGUCACAAAGUCUUUGCUAAUGUCUAUAGACUUCAGCGUCAUAUGAUAAGCCAUGAUGAGUCAGCGCUCCUGAGGAAAUUUAAAUGUACUGAUUGCGAUAAAGCAUUUAAAUUUAAGCACCACCUCAAAGAACACGUGAGAAUACAUUCGGGCGAAAAGCCAUUCGGAUGCAAUAACUGUGGCAAACGCUUUUCCCAUUCGGGCUCCUACUCUAGCCACAUGACAUCAAAGAAGUGCAUCAGUAUGGGUCUCAAAUUGGGUACUGCUGGUAUAGCUGGGUCACGCUCAGGACGCGGUGGGGGUGAUAAGAACUCCAAUAGUAUCUUGGCAGCUGCACAGAAACGUGCACAAAUGUUUCAUCAACCACUCCUUGCCGGUGGACUUCAUAAUAACAACAAUUCAACAAAUUCCAAUCACAAUGCCUUCCUGCCGAUCUUGCCAAAGUACAGUAACAACUACGACGCCAUGAAUGUGGCCAUUUUUGCUUCCUUCCAAAAUCCCUUCUACUCAAUGGCGGCACUUGAUCCACGCAAUGCAGCUGCCUUCAAUCCAUACAGUUUGCAACGACUCCUUGAGCUAACGGCUGCUGGGAAUCAACAUCAAACCUCCAUUGAGGCCCUCCUGAAAGCAUCGGCAAGUCAACGAUCUAGUGAAACAAAAACACCAAGCUUACAUUCCGACCCUGAGGAUAUGAUUGAAGAAGUUACGGAAGACAAUGCCGACGAUGUACCAAAAUUAGUGAUGGACAUCGAUGAGAAGGGUAGUGAGAAGAGUCAAUCGGAUAGUCAAAUUUGUGGGAAUGCAAUGAGUCAGUAUCACAGCAGUUGUGAUGCUAGAAAUACCGUGUCUGUGACACCACCAUCAAUGGAACAGGAUACACAGUCGCGAUCCAAUGGCUUUCCCCCGGAAACAUCAACUGUGGACGAACGACAGAAUCUCCAGUGUCAACAUUGCGAUAAAACAUUUAAUCAUCGCACGGAACUGGCGCAACAUGAAAAAGUUCUCUGUGGUUCUAUUAUGUUUCGCAAACAUGAUAGUCUUGCAGAACGAGUGGCGGAAACAAUGGCUCUCACGAGCUACCUAGCAGCUGCAGCAUCAGGUAGUGAGGAUGACACUGAAGAUAGGGAUGCAAAAGUGAAUGCCGAAGGGGAACGCAAGGUGAGGGUACGAACGGCAAUUUCGGAAGAACAGCAGGCUGUCCUCAAGGAGCACUAUGCCGUCAAUCCUCGUCCAAGUCGUGAAGAGUUUCGAUCAAUAGCUGCACGCUUAAUGCUAGAUCCACGUGUGGUACAGGUGUGGUUUCAAAAUAAUCGAUCACGUGAAAGAAAAUUGAAUAGCAUUGGAAUGAUGAAACAACCAUUUACACGUGCGGGAUCACCACCUGCAUUUAAUUCCACGGGGACCAUUGAUUGGGAUCAACCACUGGAUUUGUCACUAAAAAAGGAUACACGAGAAUCUCAGGUACAUGAUGCAGCAACACCAUCGAACUCACCAAGAUAUGGAACUGUACCACUUCAAUCGACAACAGGUCAAGAGGAAGUAAUGAAUCUCAGUCACAAAUCAUCACGAAGCCCAACACCUUAUCGACCAUUGCACCUGUAUGGGGCAACAUUGAGUAACAGAAUGGAUGCAUUGGUGCGCCAAACACCGUCCCCGAAUGAAGCUGUACCUCGUCAUACACCCUAUGUUCUUCCUAGUGCUGCCCUAGGGCUUGUACCAAUGGAACGCCUUUUGCAGAUGACACCAGAAAUGGCACGAAAUCCCCUAUUGAGUCUCAAGGGGGAACGCGGUAAUAGCCUGAGUCCAGGUAGUGAACGACGUUCGUGGAAGGAUGAAGAGUCCCGGAUUGAUGGUGGAAUCGAUAUGACCAAUUGCUUAAUAAAUGCAGGUCAUUCAAAUAAAAGAGUGAAAAUUGAACAAGAACAAGAGGGACAAUUUGUUUGUGACCAAUGCGAUAAGGCCUUCAGUAAGCAGAGUUCACUCGCUCGUCACAAAUACGAGCAUUCCGGUCAGCGACCUUACAAAUGUGCCGAAUGUCCGAAGGCUUUUAAGCACAAGCACCACUUGACAGAGCACAAGAGACUCCAUAGUGGCGAGAAGCCAUUCCAGUGUUCCAAGUGUCUAAAAAGAUUCUCUCAUUCAGGUUCAUACAGCCAGCACAUGAAUCAUCGGUAUUCCUACUGCAAACCUUACCGAGAGUAGGGUAUCCAUAGGCGAGGAAUUGACCCAUUUUCGCGUGUAAGUCGCAUUUUUUCCACAAAUUUACUUUUACAAAGGAAAAACCUCCGGGAAGAACACAUUUUCAGCCAGUUAAAGACGUUUCCUAUGUGAUGCUUUUAAAUGAAAUUACAUUUCUUUCAAUUAUUAAUUAUCUUCUACAUACUAUUAUUAUUUUAUACCUAUUUAAAAGAAAAAUAAUAAUAAUUUGGCAAGUACAUAAAAGAGAGAAAGAAAGAUAUGGUAACUUUACGAAUAUCAUAUCAUAAAAAUGUACUUAAGUGAAUUUAAUUAAUAACAUUUUUAUUAAAUGAACGCAAGUAUGUGAGAAAGAUCAGAGAAGAAGAAUUAACAUGUCGAAAAAAAAAAGAUUGCCAUUCCUUUUAACAUAAUAUUAUGUUUAAAAAAAAAGAGAGAAGAAUUAUUUAUAAGAUCUUUUGCCAAAAUGAAAAUUUGCCAUUUUUUUACUUCUUAAAUUAAUUUUCUAGGUUAAAAAAAAAUUUAGUCUUAUAUUACAUUUACAUUUAAAUUGAUGAAAUUUUCGAAAUUAGAAUAUGAAUUAAUCUUCAAUCAAUUACCUAUUUACAUAUAUACUUUAUGAAAUGGAUGAGUUUAAUCUAUUCUUUACUUUGAAUUCAAUGGGUCAUUGAAAUAUAUACGAAACGAAUUCACAAUGAAAUUAUUCUUUAUUUUUGUUUUGCCUUAGAAUGUGACUCUUUUCUUGGUUGCCAUUGUUAUUGGUACCUGCAUCAAUACUCAUUUUGUCUUUCCAAGCUUUCUUCUUUUUGCUUAAAGGCUUAGAACUUCUUAACCUAUUUAAUAUUAUUUGUUGUUUUUUUUUUUGUUUGCGAAGGGCUGGGUAGAGCAAUUCCUUUAUUUUUCAAUUUAUAUACUUUUUUUUAUUUUUAUUUGUUUUCUAUAAAUUAAAUAUAAAUUGCAAAAAAAUAUAAGAAAUCCUUCAUAUUUUCCUCCACGAUAAACCAAAAUUAAUUUCACACGUGCAGUGGUGUAGCCAGGUAGGGAGGGUAUCCAUAAAUAUUCUUUAAGUCCCGGUUCAUUUUUUAGAAAUCAAAAUAAAUUAAUUAAUUUGAUUGUCCGAAUUAUUAGCUUGCCCAAUACUUUUCUGGAUUUUAACCAAAAUUUUGAAAAUCUGUUUUAUUUGAAUACAAGACAAAAUGCCCCUCUUGCAUAGAUUCCUGACUACACCUACCUCUGCAAAGAACGCUAUUAGGCAUACAUACAUAUAUGGGUGUUGCUUUGGUCUUUUAGAGAAUUAAAAAAGAAGAAUAAGAUAAAAAGAAUAUUUAAAGGGACGAAAUUGCAUUUUAUGGGUAAUUCUUGUCCGUUUUUCCUAUUCUUAAACUCGUUUACUUCUCUGAAAGAUGAGGAGGGAUUUUUAAACCAUAUAUGCCAUAUAUGCCUGAAUAACCACCUUGAAAAUAUUUUAGUAUUGAAUACAGAAUUACUGUAGCGAAUAAUAAACCUAUACCACAACGCAACGAAAAGAAAAGUCAUCGAACUAAAAUUAAUUAUUUUGAGACAUCUUUGUUUUGGUAUUUUGCAAAUUAUUAAUUUAUUUAAACAUGGGAAAAUAUGACAGAGUGUAUAAAUUAGGAAGAGGUCUUCAGUGGUUCAGAGGAGAAGAGAUUGUAAAAGAAAAAAAAAAUACGAAUAAGAUAAAAUUUUGAAAAAUAAUGAAACUUACACGCAUAUAGGAUUAUGUGAAAAAUACGCAUUUUGGACCACACGGUGUUAACAUGACAAUACAUUUUAUUCUUAAAUAAAUAAAAAAAAAUAUAUACAUCUUUGAAACAUGUGAAAAGUGAAAGAAAUUGCAAGAAAGAAAACAUAACCAUUUACCUAUAUAGUAGAAAAAAAUCACCUUUGCUACUUUUUCUCCUAAAAUCUUUUUCCUAUCUUGUUCAGAUAUACGAAAAAUCUUACGCCUCAGAAUGUUCUUUGUUUCAUAACAAAAUAAAAAAAAAUAAAAUUAAAAGAAAAUUAAUAAACCAAAUUUUUGCAUUUAAAUAGAUACUGUAAAAAAAUGUAAGAAAAAAUUGAAAGUAUUGUAAGGAAUUCUAAAAAAAAAAAGCUCUCUGUAUAUAAUUUUUAGAAAUAUAUGUAUAUUCUUACCCUUUGAGAGACAUUCACGUAGAAUUGUAAUUAAGAAUGCUCAAGAAUAUUACAAACCAAAACUUCUCAUUUUUAUUUUCAUUCUAAAUCUUAGCCUUACGUCGCCCUCAACUACAUAAUUUAAAACAUUUAAUUGAGAGUCUUUAAUAAUUUCUGAUUUUUUGUUGCAAUUUUUAAUAAAGCUGCUGAGUAAAAAAAAAUGUUAAAAGAAAGUACUACCCUCUUUUAACUUCUAGAUACAUUACAAAGAAAAAAUUUGUAAGAUUCUAAAGAAUCUUCUUUUAAUUGAGGAAAUGAAACAACGAUAUUUGGUGACAAAUUAUGACAAAGAUAAACCAAAAAAAAAAAUAAUAAAAAGAAACCCUAAUUGAGAUAAAAGAAAAAAAUACGAAAAAUGAAGGUAAUGAAAUAUAUAACUAUCUAAAUUAUAUAUUAUUAUGCAAAUAAACACUAAAGUUGUAAAAUUAAAAAAAAAAUAACACAAAAGAACGUAGAAUUAAGGGUAAUUAAUAAAAUGUGUCUUUUUAAUUAUUAAAUUUGCUAAAAAAAAAAUAAAUAAUUGCGAUUGGAAGACCUUUACCAAUUUAGGAAUGUGAAGAACUUUUACCAUAUUAGUGAAAAAAAAAUGCAAGGAAAUAUGGGAAAAAAUAAAGUCUUUUAUUGAUUAAAAUAUAUUAAAUUAAUAAAUUAGAUGAUGGAAGAGGGAAUAAAAUUAAUUAAGAUUCGUAUUAUAUUGAUUAUAUGAUAUUAUAUAGAAAUACUACUACAGAUAUAUUUACAGUUAUUGUUAAAAUUUUAUUUAACGUAAAGAAAAAAUAUUAAAUUUACUAAAAAUUAUGCAACAUAAAGUACUAAUCAUUCCACAAGACGGAUAAAACAAGUGAAUGAACCUCAUUUGAAAUUUUACUUAUUCUUACUACUGCAAAAGAAAAACAAGAUUAAAUAGAAAGGCAGAGGUCUAAGUGAAUAAAUGAUAGGAACAAAAAUAAAUUUUAAUGUUGAUGCCAAAAAUUAAGAAAAAUAAAUAAAUAAAGAGUUGCCAAAAAAAUAUUAUAGCGAUAGAAAAGUAAAUAUUGAUAGAACGAUUCAGAGAAACAGUGUCAGAUCUUUUUUUUUUUCAAAAAGAAAAUGGUUAAGAAAUUAAGAAAUCGAAGGAAAAUCAUCGACAUAUGAAACAAAAAUUAAAUAAAUUAAAAAGAAAAUAUUGUAACAUAACAACAAAAAAUAUACUUAUUGAAAAAUAAUUUUUAAAGUUCUCCCAAAGAGAAUACGAAAAUUAAACACAAAAGAUUACGAAAUACAAGAAAAAAAAUUGUAUUUGAACAGACAAUAAAAAUUUUAAUUAAAAAACAAAUAAAAUCUUAUAAAAAAUUAUUGAAGAAGAAGGAAAAAAAUAGAUGAAAGAAAAUAGUUGAAUUUCAGCGUCUAAUUACAAUUUAACAUGAAAAAAAAAUUAUAGAAUGAAAAUAGAUAAAUUCUACACGCGCGAUUUUUAAUGCCUUUCAUUUAACUUUAAAAAAAAAUGUUCUUGUGCUAUGAUCAGUUUUCUAAUUGUGAGAAUUUUUCAUAAACAAAAUAAGUAAUAUCCUUUUGCAUUUCCUUUGAUUUUUCAUUUCUUACAUUCACCACACCCACCAAAAUGAAGAGUGUAGGUAGUGAAUUUUAACUGAUAAAACAACGACUUGACUAAGAAGAAAGAACACCAAAAAAUAAACGAAAAGUCACAAAGAAUAAAAAAAAAUAUUAUAUUGAUAAAAAAGGUCUCAAUAUAAUGAUUAAAAAAAAAAGAAAUGGAUGAAUAUUAAGGUUUCUAAAACAACGAUUGAGAAAUAUUCUACGAUUAAUUAUUCUAUAAAGAUUUUUACUUGGAAAUAACAAAAUACAUUUAAUAAUUCUUCUUUUAACAUACCUACCUUACCUACCAAAACAAACUCUUUAUUUCGUAAGACUUUUUAUUAUUUGAUGAUUUUUUUUUUCAUUUUAAUUUUGUGCAAAUUUGUUGUGCCAGAGAGUUUGGUAAUUUUUUUUUAAAUUACCAAAAGAAUGGAGAAAGCUAGGAAUCCAAAGAGAAUUUUGUAAAAAGGAAUUUUAAGAAUUUAAUAAAUGAAACAAUGCCAUGUGGAAGAAGAGUUUUUCACGACGAUUUUUGUAAGAUUUACUUUUCUUCCGUAAACGCAACAACGAAAUAAUUUUUAUUUUCAUUUUUUUUUAAUAUUAUAAUACUUUGAUACCAACAUCUUUCUUUAUUUUUUUUAAAUUAAUUUUAUUAUAUUGAAAGUAAUAAAAAAUGAUGUAAUAUUUAAAAAGAAAAAUGAAGAAAAUAUUAUAUGUUAAGGUAUUUUGUUAUAUAUACAUAAAAUAAUGGUAGCCAACUUAAGGGAAAAAAAUUUAAGAAAAAAAAUCGACAAAACUCAAAACAAUAGUUAUUUAAAAUUAUGUUUUCACCACAAUAUUUUUUAAUAUAAUAUUAUUUUUAUAUGACCUUGAUUUUUUUUUAAAUCGUACUAGUGGGCAAGAUGAAAGAUGAAAAUGAUAUAAAUAAAUGUAUUUUAAUCGAUAUGUCUUAAUAAAUUUAAAGAAAACAAA
Messenger RNA from Lutzomyia longipalpis, 11057 nucleotides. RefSeq names its product zinc finger protein 1 (gene zfh1). Gene Ontology annotation, biological process: regulation of transcription by RNA polymerase II; anatomical structure development. Gene Ontology annotation, molecular function: DNA-binding transcription factor activity, RNA polymerase II-specific; RNA polymerase II cis-regulatory region sequence-specific DNA binding. NCBI's taxonomy places the organism in Eukaryota, Metazoa, Arthropoda, Insecta, Diptera, Psychodidae. The record is from RefSeq and is a predicted model, not a curated record. The transcript is spliced from 7 exons. Bases 3531 to 6323 code for a protein of 930 amino acids.